This is a messenger RNA of Coregonus clupeaformis (lake whitefish), 4014 nucleotides long. Its product is annotated as zinc finger protein 420-like. Lineage: Eukaryota; Metazoa; Chordata; Actinopteri; Salmoniformes; Salmonidae. The record is from RefSeq and is a predicted model, not a curated record. The transcript has 3 exons. Bases 537 to 3608 code for a protein of 1023 amino acids.
UGAUGUCAUCACUGGACGCCAUUCCGCAUAGUUGGAUUUGGCCAUUCUUUGAUUUUAUUAACGGGGAGGGGAGAAUGGAAAUAUGUUAAAAGAAAGCUGGUCAGUAAAGCAUUAGGUAGCGAGGUUGUCCAAACAAUGUAGUUUGCUAGUCCUUACGGUUGCAUAACUGUUAGCUAGGUACCUGCUCAUCAGACCGCUAACGUUAUAUUUUUAGCUUGGUACUGUUAGCUAGCUAAUAGUUCCUGCUAACUAAUUUGAAGCUCUGCUUAAACAGAGUCGAUGUAGGAGUAAAACGACGAUUGUUUUCUAUCUGGUGACCUCACAAGAAUUUCCGCUGUUCUGGUGACAGGAAGAAGAUCGGACCCUGAAAUAACUUGUCUUUGACAUAGACUCAUAAUGCAGCACUUCCUGAAGCUCCCAGUGUGGAGGGAGAUCUAGGAGACCUGUGAAUACACAGGAGAGACACCUCACUCUAGUGACAGCUCCAUUCAAUCAUUUUAUUAUUUAGAAAUAAACAUUCUAAGUGCUGAGACAAAAUGAGUUCUGAGAAGGAAACGUUGAUGGAUGAAAUCGAAAAGAGUUUAUGGAAUUUAACUGAGGACAAUUUACGCCACCUGUGUGAACGUCAUGGUCAAGAUGGCAAAGACGGCUCCGAAGUUAGAGGGAUGAAUCAUCGCUUAUUACGGCGUAAAAUCAUGGAGGAAAUGUGGGACAAUACGGAUUCAAUGAAAUCAGAGGAGCAGGGAAUGUCUUGGUUACUCCAACUGAAAGAGGACAUCAGGAGGAUACUGGAGGAUGCUAGCAGCGCACUAAUGAGUCCCAGCCAAGCCGAUGAUGCUGAAGACUGUGACGAAGAAUGGAACGAAGAGGGAGGAGCUAGGUUGCUUAGCAACACACCAGAAAAGAGACCCAUCAGAUCUCACACUGUUAAACAACACACAGUGAAACCUCACCACUGCUCGGAUUGUGGGAAGCAAUUCAUUGUAAAAUCAAGCCUUAAACAUCACCGGCUAGUUUUUCACACAGACCACCCUCACCGUUGUGGUCAAUGUAAGAAAAGCUUCAUAACUGCAGCAAGACUGGAAUCGCACAUUAAAACACGACACCCGCCAAGUGAUCCUCUGAAGAACCCACAUGUGUGCUCUAAAUGCGGAAGGGCAUUCCCUGUGGCUGCCAGUCUUAAGAGACACCUGAGAACUCAUACUGGGGAGAAACCGUACGUCUGCCCUCAGUGUGGAAAGGACUACAGUGACUGUGGAAACUUGAAGAAACACAUGAGACGAACUCACCCAGGAGAGGAGACGGUUGUGGAGAGUUUCGCCACUCAGAGGAGCAUCCCUACAGGAAAUGUGGAGGGAAUGCGUGACAAUACGGAUUCAAUGAAAUCGGAGGAGCAGGGAACGUCUUGGUCACUCCAACUGAAAGAGGACAUCGAAGGGAUACAGGAGGAUGGUAGCGUUGUACCAAUGAGUCCCAGCCAAGCCUAUGAUGAUGGUGCUGAUGAUGAUGAUGAUGAUGCUGUAGCUGUAGACUGCAACGUUGAGGACCGGGAUUGGUUGCCUAGCAACGGACUGAAGGCGGAGCCCAUGAGUCCCAGCCAAUCCGAUGACGCUGCAGACUGGGACGAGGAGGACAGGGAUUGGAUGGCUAGCGAUGGGCUGGAGGUGGAGUUAUCUCCAGAGAGGGACACACCAGAGCAGAGAGUAAGAGGGGACAGGCCUCCCCCGCCCCCCUCUGCCCUCCCAGAGUCCCCUUGUCGUGCCUCUCCCGGUAGUGCCUUACUGUGGGGUCUGAAGAGGGUGUCUGUGCGGCUGGUGGACUGCAGGAAAACACCGGGGCAGAGUGGCCAUAUAAUACACAAGACAACACAGACAGGAGAGAAACCCCACAGCUCGUCUAAUGCUGGACAACACAAGACCCUCUCAGGAGACAGGCCUAGCUCCCAUAUCUGUGAUCACUGUGGGAAGAAUUUUGUCACAGCAACCAAUCUGAAAACACAUUUACUGUAUCUGACUGGAGAGAAACCACACGUGUGCUCUGAAUGCGGAAAGAGAUUCACACAGGCCGGCUGUCUUAAGAGACACCUGAGAAUGCAUACUGGGGAGAAACCGUACGUCUGCCCUCGUUGUGGGAAGGCUUGUACUGAUUCUGGAAACUUAAAGAGACACAUCAGAAAAACUCACCCAGGAGAGGAGGUAAUUGUGAAGAGACUUGCCUAUCAGAAGAGCGUUUGUAAUGCUAAAGAACGCAAGCAAACCCACUCCGGAGAUGGCUUCCAUAUCUGUGAUCACUGUGGUAAGAAUUUCACCACAGCAAGAAGUCUAAAACUACACACACAGUCCCUGCAGAGAAGGAGAGAGAACUUGAAUGCAGAGAAAGCUCACGUGUGCUCUGAAUGUGGAAAGGGCUUCCAUCAGGCUGGAAGUCUUAAGAGACACCUGAGAACUCAUACUGGGGAGAAACCGUACGUCUGCCAUCAUUGUGGGAAGGCUUGCAGUGAUUCUGGAAACUUACAGAAACACAUCAAAAGUCACAUGGGGAAACAACACACAGUGAAACCUUACCUCUGCUCUGAAUGUGGGAAACAAUUCAUUGGAAAACAAGGCCUUGAACAUCACCGGGAGGUUUUUCACACAGAACACCCUCACCGCUGUGGUCAAUGUAAGAAGAGCUUCAUAACUGCAGCAAGAUUGGAAUCACACACAAAAACACGACACCCGCCAAGUGAUCCUCUGAAGAAUCCACACGUGUGCUUGGAAUGUGGAAGGGGAUUCCCUGUGGCCGCCAGUCUUAAAAGACACCUGAGAAUCCAUACUGGGGAGAAACCGUACGCUUGCCCUCAGUGUGGAAACGGUUACAAUGAUCGUGGAAACUUAAAGAAACACAUGAGAACUCACACAGAAGAAAAACCUUACCACUGCUCGGUGUGCGGGAUGAAGUUUCGUCAUACGAAAACGUUACAACGGCAUCACCAGGAGAACCACAAGGGGGAGACACUGGGUCCCAUCCGCAAGCAUCAAGACCCUCUUCCAUGCGCCCACUGCGGGGAGAAGUUCUCUACCAAGGCUCUUCUAAAGGAUCACCUACGGACCCACUCUAGCCGGGUCCACUGCUCCCAAUGCGACAAGACCUUCUCCACUAAAAGUAACUUACUGGUUCAUCAGAGGAUACACACUGGAGAGAGGCCUUACCUUUGCCCUCAGUGUGGGAAGAGUUUUUCUCUGGCAGGGAGUUUAAAACUUCAUCUCCGGAUUCAUGCGGGUGAGAAACCUUACUGCUGUACUUACUGUGACAAGAGAUUCACAAGUAAGAGCCACUGCAAUCUUCACCUGCGAAUCCACACUGGAGAGAAGCCGUACCAGUGCCCUGACUGCGGGAGACAUUUCGCUGACGGGAAUGUCCUGAAAAACCACCGGCGGACCCACACAGGAGAGAAACCGUUCCAGUGCCGCUUGUGCGAUAAAGCUUUUGCCCAGUUGAGCAGUCUGAAGAAACAUCAGGAGACACACAGGCUAACUCAGCCUGUCUCUGUCCCAAGACUCCCUAAUCCCUAUCUACCACACAAUCAGCAUGUACCUUAUCCCUACCCACCACAGACUCAAUGGUAACCUGGUUUACACCAGUCCAAGAUAGGAUGAUGCAUUUCUAACAUAUUGGGACAGGACCCUAGACUCAGUCCAUCCCAAAACCCUACCUACCACGCACUCAAUAAAUGGUAAGUUUCUUAAACCUGUCCCAAUCCCUUUUAGUUAACUAGAUGGAAGGAUCCAUUUAUUUUAUUUUUAUUUGUUAUGAUUUUAUUGAGACGGGUUAGCAGUCGAUGAGGAUUGAUAUACUGUAUAUAGAUCUUGGAAUAGAAUGGUAUUUUGUCCAUCUGUCUCAAACUAAUUAUAUAUUUUAGCCCCAAGAGUUUUUGUGUUAACAGUUGAUUUUUGGAUACGUUGUCCAUUUUUUAAAAGGUGUUUAAAAUUCAUGGCCGAACCUCAACUGGUAGAAAUAAAAUGGUGACAAGGA